This is a messenger RNA of Bacidia gigantensis, 768 nucleotides long. RefSeq lists its product as uncharacterized. Gene Ontology annotation, biological process: translation. Gene Ontology annotation, cellular component: cytosolic large ribosomal subunit; ribosome. The transcript is spliced from 5 exons. Gene Ontology annotation, molecular function: structural constituent of ribosome. Bases 1 to 768 code for a protein of 255 amino acids. The record is from RefSeq and is a predicted model, not a curated record. NCBI's taxonomy places the organism in Eukaryota, Fungi, Ascomycota, Lecanoromycetes, Lecanorales, Ramalinaceae.
AUGCCUGCUAUUACCCCUGGUCGUAUCUGCCUUACCCUUACCGGCCUCGCGACCGCAAUUGGGCCUUAUGUGGCAGAUUGGAAUAAGACUCACGUGAAGAAUCCCAAGUGGCCCCCGCACGCGAAAUUUCACAAUGGGCAAACAAUGUCGACCGGUCUCUGCCUUGGUCUUUUGACCAUCUAUUACACAUGGCAGCCCUAUACCGCCGCUACUGCAUUUUCUUUACGAACGGCCGCAAUCUUCGGAAGCCUCUACGGCGCAACUGCGCUCAGUGGCAUUCUCUACCCGGGCGCUCUGGCCAUUGAUCCAGAAUUCGGCGAAGGCUUUCCCCAGGGUCCUUUGUUUUUGGGAAACAACAACUCCUACCUGGUCAAGCGCAAAUCCGGCGGUGGGUCUCGCUUCUCACGAGACCCUCUUAAUUUGAUGAAUAAGGAGUCUCGAAAGUACGCAGGAUUUGUGAACAACAAGGCUGUCGGCCUCCACCCUACCGAGAAGGGAGGUGUCAAAUUGGUGACUAAGAAAACGAAACACCCCAAUCGUCCUGCCGCAAAUAGGAAUGAGAUUACGUGGGCCGAGAAUACGUCUGGACCAAAGAUCUAUAAAGGGGUAGUCAAUCAUACUGCGAAACAAGGAUACAGAGCAGAUUUGAGACAAGAAGUCGUUGCCCGAGCAAGUGCCAUCAAAGAAUCACAAAGGCCAAAGAAGGAGAAUCCCGAGCCCAAACUGCGCGGUCCAAAAGCAAAGAAGUCGGAAGAAAAGACCACAUGA